AUUCUUACAUUCAACUUAAUAAACACAUUUGCAGUCAAACUAAACGAUGGCGCUGCGCAUGUGGACAACAUACCUGCACAUUCUGGUGGCAUUGCAGCUGAUCUACUCUGCGCAUGCCGCGAAUUUGUCGCAACUGGUCAAGAAGCAGUCGCAACAGCCGCCGCAGCAGCUGCAACAACCGGCAACUCACAAUACAGCAACGGGGCAGCAGCACUAUGUGCAUGAGUCGGAGCUCCCAGUUGAGCUGCAGGAUAUAAAGAGUGAGGAGGAGGAUGAUUCGUAUCAAAUGCUGCACGAGCUUAAGCAGGAUUCCCGAAUGCCAGUCCCAGACACCAACUAUGUAUGGAAUCCAUACAUAGCAGCAGCCGCCGCCGCCGCCAACAGUGCAUCCAUUAAUCCGUUCGAAAGUAUGACGCCACCGACGCCUGCUAUGCCCAUGCCCAAGAUGCUGCCAUUUAUUGGGUACGCCCAGCCGGUGCUAAUACCGUUUCCACUUUAUAUAGCGCCCGACAUGUUCUAUCCCACCUAUCCGGGCGCCAGCAGUGAGCUGGAUGAUGUGGUCACGUCACGCGCAGCCGGCGCACGGCGUCCAACGUCGUCGCAUGCAUCUCGCAACUCGCCCAUCUUCUAUGUCCGUCUGCCGCCCACGCCGUACAUGUUUUUGCCCACCAAUUUGGCGCCCGCAUCGUUUGGCAACAAUUUCUCACCGCUGCUGACAUAUCAGCCAAUGCCCACAUUCUCCACCUUUGGAUCGGUCUUCAAUUUGCCCGUUAAUUUUAUGGCCAAUGGCAAACCAUCGGGCAUUUAUCAAAUUAAUGGUGCUCCCAACGAUCUUGCGCCAUUUACCGCUGCUGGUUACGGCAGUGGUUUCAAUGUGCGCCCACCCACGCCCACCAAUCCCUAUAGACCAAUGACAUCGCCGCCGCCGGCAGCUGUGCCAUCUGGCUUUGGCCAUGGCCAUCAGAACUUUGGGCUUGCCUCGAUGCCAGCACCGCAGAAGGACUCCAAACUGAUGUCGCUCCAGCGUCCGUUUGUGUUCAAUGGUCGCCCGGAGGAUAUCUACAUACUGCCCAAUAAUCUAAAUUCUCUCUACAAUUACAAUGAGCAAAAUUACUAUUAGUUGGACUAAUUGCGACAUUGGGGCGUGGCAGAAACUAAAAGUAUUACUAAAUGCAUUUAACUGUUUCAACUAUUAUCAAUAUUAAAUACUAUAAUUAAAUACUAUAAUUAAAUAGUUAUUUUAUACAAUGAGGAAAAUAAACAAC
Molecule: messenger RNA, 1265 nt
Organism: Drosophila grimshawi
Lineage: Eukaryota; Metazoa; Arthropoda; Insecta; Diptera; Drosophilidae
Exons: 1
Coding region: 47-1120 (357 amino acids)
Source: RefSeq, a predicted model, not a curated record